CCCCGGGUAAACUUAGAAAUCUACCUCACGUCGUUUAACUGUCAACGAAAAAGAAAAGCAGACGACUUUGUUCUCCAAAUCUGCGUAGUUCUCCUCACUCGGACUCAGAUCGUCGCCGACCUCCUUCUCCGAUUGCGUCGAUUUCCGAGCUACCGAGAUGAGUGAGGUCUUCGAAGGCUACGAGCGUCAGUACUGUGAGCUCUCCGCCAACCUCUCCCGGAAAUGUAACGCCGCCGCUCUUCUUCCUGACCAAGGGCAGAAGCAGCAGAGGUUUUCUGAGAUUAAAGCUGGAUUGGAUGAUGCCGAUGGUUUGAUUCGGAAAAUGGACCUGGAAGCAAGAAGCUUGCAGCCGGGGGCGAAGGCGGCGCUGCUUGCGAAGUUGAGGGAGUACAAGUCUGAUCUGAAUAAGUUGAAGAGGGAGAUCAAAAGAAUUACAUCACCGAAUGCUAAUGAGAUUGCUCGGGAUGAGCUUUUGGAGUCCGGAAUGGCGGAUAUGCACGCGGUUUCUUCUGAUCAAAGAGAGAGAGUGGCAAUGUCAGUUGAGAGACUAGAUCAAUCAAGUGACAGAAUUUCUGAGAGUAGAAGAACCAUACUGGAGACCGAAGAGCUUGGUGUUUCCAUUCUCCAAGAUUUGCAACAACAGCGUGAAACUCUCCUACAUUCCCAUAAGAAACUUCACGGGGUAGAUGAUGCCAUAGACAAGAGUAAAAAAGUCUUAACUUCCAUGUCGCGGAGGAUGACCAAGCAUAAGUGGAUAGUCGGCUCAGUUAUUGGAGCUCUUGCUGUUGCAAUCCUAUUUGUUCUAUAUUUUAAGUUUUCGCAUUAACAGACUCCUGAUUACCCAUUACGGUGCAGGUUAUACAUCUGCAUUAUUUGUAUGUAUGCUUGAUUAUCCAUGUGUGAAUCAAAUUCUUAUCAUACUUCCGAUCUCUAUAUAUCUUGUUUCUGUAUGUUUAUAGAUCACAUCUUAAGCUUGUGCAC
Fragaria vesca subsp. vesca is the source of this 981-nucleotide messenger RNA. RefSeq names its product vesicle transport v-SNARE 12-like. Gene Ontology annotation, molecular function: SNARE binding; SNAP receptor activity. Gene Ontology annotation, cellular component: Golgi apparatus; endoplasmic reticulum membrane; late endosome membrane. Bases 158 to 826 code for a protein of 222 amino acids. The record is from RefSeq and is a predicted model, not a curated record. The transcript has 5 exons. Gene Ontology annotation, biological process: vesicle-mediated transport; intracellular protein transport; vesicle fusion. NCBI's taxonomy places the organism in Eukaryota, Viridiplantae, Streptophyta, Magnoliopsida, Rosales, Rosaceae.